UUUUACAGGUUGAUUUUCUUGUCCUUUUGCCUGAAUAAAUGCCUUUUUUUCAGACGAAUAUUCGCCAAAUGAAAAUAUGUCACUUACCAUUUUUUACUUACCACGCUUUGUGUCCACCCGAAUUUACGCUUUAUCUUUUUAUGGAAUUAAAACAAGCAUUGAGAAAAAAAUUGAUUAUUUUAUGUCGAAUUUGCAUCAAGAAAUAUUUUUAAAUAGUGUACUGAAGUCUUGAAGCAGAACAGGCUGAAAAAUCAGUCUGAAAAUCAACUUCAAAUGCAAAAUAGGCUCGUCAAGGGCCUAAAACAGGACCCCAAUCCAUUGAUUAAAACAAGUGUCCCUUCUUCAAAUUACAAAUCUGGCACCCUUUCUUCUCAUUCAAGAGCUGUUAGAUCAAUUUCUCUCAAUCCCAGUUCUAACAAUAGAGCUACUGGGUUGAACUCACUUCGGAAACUGAAGAUUUUACCACACCAGUCAAAAAUUAUUGGUGACAGCGAGAGUUGUUCGAUUGAUUGCGAUUCUCCUUCGACGAAACUAAACAACACGACUGAAAACCGGACAAGCGAGAGCCCGAAAGAAAACAAGGCCGACAGGGUCUUAAGCAGACGAUCUACAACUUUGACGCCACCUCUGGCUUCGCCGCCGACGCCGACAGAAACGGAUUUAGAUCAAAUCGAACCUUUCAGUUUUGACCCGAGUAAGACGAAAAGUGUCGCCGCGGCUCCUACACUUCGAUUUCCUCCUCAAGCUUCAAACUCGAUUGAAAUCAGAAUUUGCAAAAGUAGCGUUGCGAAUGAAGAAACAAGUCAAAUUCUUCCGGUGAACUUUGCGCGAAUCAACUUGGAGAAACCGACAACGGAAAAUACUGCAAAUACAAACCAGGUGAACAGAUAUAAGAAGUUGAGCUCUAGUAAUAAAUACAACAGCACUUUGAAUAGUAACUAUAGCAGCGGCAGCAGUGGAGAAAAGCGACCCCCGUUAACCCGAAUGGCAAACUCAAGUCGGUCCUCAAGCCCUUCGGAUAGCGCGAACGAUUAUGCAAACGAGCACGGUCAAGUUCAUCGGAACUCCGCUGACUAUGUCCCGGUGUCCCGAAUUGCUGCCGGCACGAGAGGCGCUACCGCGUUGAACCUAUCACGCCGACAGUCGAUUCAGUACUCGGCUCAAGGGCGCGGAAUUCGCAGCGACGAACACGAGACGAGGAUAAAUUUAAUGGGUCAACCAAUGAAUUUAAAGCAGAAAAAGAUGGGAUCUAGUUUUCAAAUGCUUCAGAGCAAAAUCUACAAUUUUCUAGAACGGCCGAAAGGAAAACUAGCAAUUACAUAUCACAGCCUAAUGUUUCUCUUGGUGUUCAUGUGCCUUCUUCUGAGUGUGAUGUCGACUGUUAGUCAGUAUAGUGAAAUAUCACUAGCAGUGCUCAUCAGACUCGAGGUGUUUCUGGUCAUUGGCUAUUCUCUGGAAUAUGCUCUGCGUGUGUGGAGUGCGGGUUGCAGGAGCAGAUAUCAAGAAGUCUCCGGUCGACUCCGAUUUAUGAAGCAGCCAUUCAAUCUACUCGGUUAGUUAACUAUAAUGAUAAUAAUCCUAAUAAAUUGUUUUUAGGGAAAGGGCAACACAUUCGCGCCCUACGCCCUCCGGGGUCUGAAGUUCCUGCAGAUCCUGAGAAUAGUGAGAAUGGACAGACGGGCCGGAACCUGGAAACUCCUGGGCUCAGUCGUCUACAUGCAUCGCCAGGAGCUGAUCACGACGUUUUACAUCGGAUUUCUGGGUCUCAUCUUUGCGUCUUUUGUGGUUUAUCAGACGGAAAAAGAGACCAACCCCCAGUUCUCAACUUACGCCGAUGCCUUAUGGUGGGGAAUUGUGACCUUGACAACAGUUGGCUAUGGCGACGCAACUCCGAAAACGUGGCCGGGUAAACUGACGGCUUCUUUCUUCGCCAUAAUGGGCAUCUCGUUCUUUGCCCUGCCAGCAGGUAUUUUAGGAAGUGGGUUCGCCUUGAAAGUGCAGCAGCAACAGAGACAGAAACACGUCGCCAGGCGCAGACAGCCAGCUGCUUCUCUGAUCCAAUGUCUGUGGCGAUGCUAUGCGGCCAAUGAAGACUCGCUGUCAGUAGCGACUUGGCUCAUACACGUGAAGCCCAAAAUAGCCCAAAAAAAUAACCCCCACCUACAUCACAACGACACCAACGCACGCAAGAAGCAAAGUUCGUUUCUGAACCGAAUACAAAACUCUCGGAACCGAAAAGCGAACCAUCUCACUGAUUCUCUCACAAGUGAGAACCCAAAACAAUCAGCCUCACGCCAAGGGUCAAUUCGGAGAACACACCCUCAAUUUUCAACUGCUGGAACAGGGUCAUUGGCCUACAAUAGACACCAUCACAACAGCAUGGGUUCCCACAGUAACCUGAAAGAGUCGCUGAAGAUCUCGGACUCGAAGAGGUCAUCGCGACAGGGCUCCAUCUUCAGUCUACAGCUGGACUCGUUCCCAAACCCUUUCAGCAGUAAUCCCAACUCAAGGAGAAACUCAGCCGAGUCUGAACAAGACGAGGAAAGUCAGAUGCUUACUAAGUUGCGGCCUUGUCACAAAGUGGCUAUUCGUUUUGUCCGCAAACUGAAAUAUUUUGUCUACCGACGCAAAUUCAGAGAGGCUCUCAAACCCUACGAUGUAAAAGAUGUCAUUGAACAGUACGCGGCAGGACACGUUGAACUCCUAUCUAGGGUCAAAGAGAUCCAGCAAAGAAUUGACAUUGUGGUUGGAAUAAAAGACAAAAAGAAACAAUCGGAAACUAAAAUGACAGUUGCUUCUCGGAUUGUGAAACUCGAGAGUCAAAUCACGUACUUGGAGCGAAAGCUGGACCACCUCAUAAACGUGUACAGGAAAGAUCAAAUGCGAUACAAACGAACAGACACUGCGAACUCAAACCACGAGGACGAAGAACCCACUGCAAACCCGAUUCACAACCCGAGCAGUCUGCCAAGUUCGGCUCCUCCCACUCAAAAUGUAGCGGCCAAUCAACUGUUAACUCCUUGCAACCAACGUGAAGACUUAAAAAGCAGCACGAUGAGCAUGAAUUUCCUAAGUCCCGACCGAGGCAGAUUCGAGAGCCACCGAGUGAAAAACAGGUCCUCCUCACAGCCGACUUCACUUGAAAACUUGAGAAUCAUUCCCGACAACUCAGCUCGUAGUGAAGUUGCGAGAUGCUCGCUGCAGUCUGACAAAAAAUCGUCGCUUCUCCCGCUGAGGGCGACCAGCAUCAAAAUCCCCUCAUUUCUAGACAGAAACAAAUAAUCAAACUGCAAUAAAACUAAAACUUGUAUUUAAAAAACUGAA
Molecule: messenger RNA, 3324 nt
Organism: Symsagittifera roscoffensis
Lineage: Eukaryota; Metazoa; Xenacoelomorpha; Acoela; Convolutidae
Product: potassium voltage-gated channel subfamily KQT member 1-like
Exons: 12
Biological process (GO): potassium ion transmembrane transport
Cellular component (GO): membrane; voltage-gated potassium channel complex
Molecular function (GO): voltage-gated potassium channel activity
Source: RefSeq, a predicted model, not a curated record